Molecule: messenger RNA, 5332 nt
Organism: Liolophura sinensis
Lineage: Eukaryota; Metazoa; Mollusca; Polyplacophora; Chitonida; Chitonidae
Exons: 13
Coding region: 1-4203 (1400 amino acids)
Source: RefSeq, a predicted model, not a curated record
AUGUAUGACCAGUGUCAAGCACAGUGCAUCAGGUGGACAGAAAAUGAGGUACAAAGUUCAUCUCUAGUAGAAUUAGGUUCACCUGAUGAAGACGACAUUUUCCAAGAAGAGUUACUUGAAGGUGAGACUGUUUUGGACAGAGCUGUUGAAGGAUAUGAUAAUUUGGGGUUUGGUUCUGAUGAAGAAAACGAACAGGAUCUAACAAUGACAGAUGAAAUGACUGAUCAGGUUUAUCUAUCUGGGAAGGAAUCACAGUCUGGAGUUGACACUCAUGCGCAAUUGUCGAAUACUGUGGAAGAUGAAUCUGAUGUGGUCUAUUCGUUAACAGGAGGACUUGACAGAAACAACUCGGCAAACAACUCUGAACGAUUAUUAAUGGCCCCUUUGAGUGUCACCGGAGAAUUGGUAAAGCCAUCAUCAUUAAACACCUUACACAUUGUGAAAUUAAAAACCAAAGACUCGCCAGAAACCACUAUGUUGAAUGAGGGGGAUAAUUUUGAGUCUUCAACAUCAAUUUACCCUGUAAUACCGCCAUCUGAAGCAACAUUCGAUGUCCAAAGUGCUGAUGAAAUGCCUGAGCUUCAGAAAUCAUCCUUACCUAACAGCUCUGAUAAAGACAUGUUCAGUCAUAAAGAGACAAAACCUAAUCCAAACUUAUCUGAUACUAGCAAGGUGGAUACAGAUAUUGGAAAAGAAGUCUCAUCAAGAGAUUUUUGCAAGCUUUUGUCUGGUCAGGUUGUUUUGUCACCUGAUAAUAAAUUGGAUAUAAUAUCUAAGGAAGAGCCAUCUGAGACAAAUGAAGUUUUUCUGACAACAUCAUCGGAGCCGUGCCUGACUGACAAAGGACGCAUGUAUUCAACAGAAACAGAGGGGGGGUCCUCAGAAGGUGACAGAGACAGGCUCCAGAGUGAGAGUGAUGUUACAGAUGCAUCAGAGCUGAAGGAAGGGGCGAGAGGAUCGUCCUCUAGCACAGCCGCAGGUGCAAGUGGUAAAAAGAAACGCAAUCGUAGUGAAAGCAAAAAGCGACGUAAGAGAAAGCACAUUGAAAAGGCUGCUGCUAUGAGAGAAUCUAUAAGCACAAGUCAGACUCAAUCAGAGCCCAGCUCACCCCAGCAGUUGAAAAAGUCUGGUUCUGGAAAACGUUCCGGACGAAAAGCAAAAGGGGCAAUUUUGAUGACAAAUCUUUUAGUUCUAGAUAUGGGGUUGUCAGACCCUGGGCCUGACUUGUGUGGAGGAGAACCAGGUGCAGUUUUCUUACCGCUGAGCAAAAAAAGUAAGUCUGAAUCAGAAGAGAGCAUUUUUGAUGAUGCUGGUAGCGUAGCUGAUGAUGAAAGUGAGACUGACUUCAAAGCACAUCACGAAGCAUAUGAGAACACAUCAUUGGAGGAUCAAGCUUACUUAACACCAGAGGCUGUUUCCCCAGAAGAUGAAAUUCCAGAACCAAGCUUUGUAGCAGAUCGUGCUUCUGCUAAUGACACAAAUUCUACAUCCAAAAAGGAAGAAUGCGAUGUUGAACCAGACAGCACAAUAUGUGCUAUGUUUAAGCGUACGAUUGGGCUCCUAACAAGAAGACAAACACAGAUCGAAUCCAAUGCAGAAAUGUCAAAGCCCCAGCUAGAAUCUGAUCCACAAAACACAGUUAUGUCUACUGACAGGAAAUUCGCUCAUUCUGAAUCAGGAGCAGAAGGAAUUACUCAUCCACAGUGUAUUAAGGAGGACACUGGACCAAUAAUCCGUCUGAUUAAACCAGUCUCAGAUCGCAAAUCAGUGGCUGCCACGCAAAGUGUGGAUCAUCACGCACAUACCGGAGAAGUACCAUGUGAAAUGGAUAAUGUUGCAAAAAGUGACGUGAAUCGUAGUAUUCAGGAGCCAACAAUAUUUUCAUCACCACAUGAUAACCAAGAAUUGGAGAGUGGUUUGGUGUCUCCAAAACUCCACCGAGAUCACAGGCAAAGCUUUCUCUUUCACAACAGAUUCAUUCAGGAAGAUAUUCAGAAGAAAUCUGCUGGCCCACCGACCCGUCCUGAAGGAAAGAUACUUGGACGUCGAAGGCAUCGUAGUGCUGGGACUGGUGUUACUCGGACAUCUUUGUCUGAAAGCAGUGAUGGUCAGUCAAUUUCUCCCACUGUAUCAGAGGACAUAUUGAAUACUGAUCAACCAGGAGACAAUGCUGGCCCACAUUCUCUGUCUGAACGUACCACUACCAGAAAACUUAAGCUGAACACAAGAUUUGUUAAGGACAAUCUAUUUUUUGCAUCUGACAAAAAUAAAGCGAAAAAAGUAAAGGUAGAAACCAGUGCCUUACAGGGUGAGGUAGUUACAACCAGCAAACCACUUGAGAAAGGGAGCAGUGGAUCCUUGGGAAAGGUUCUAAGAGCAAGCUUCAAAAAACUGCGGAGGUCAAAACCAAAGAGUGCAGUAUCAACUCAAGACUUGAGCAUGGAUCAGACAGUUACAGAAGUACAGAGCCAAAUAGGGUCUCUGAUAAGUAGUUUUGGAAACAGCACACCAUGUCUUAUGACUGAGUGUUAUGCUCCUUCUUACACAGGUGCGGAAAGUAAUGCAGGUGUGAAGAUAGAUCCCAUUGAAGAGGACCAAGAUGUGGUUCAGUCUCGCAUCCAUUUAACGUCAUGGGACCCGACUCCACUCUUAAAGGAAUUGUAUGCAGUAAGACUUUUAGAUGAGACCACAGAGGAUUUGUCUCAUCGCUUCAUAAGCAUGGAAGGUGUCAUGGAAAAGCUACCAAUGGGGAAGCGAAAAUCAACUUUGCUGAAAACCUGGAAGAGGCGCUAUUUCAAAGCUGCUGAUGGCUGGCUACAUUAUUAUGAGCACAACAACUAUGAAAAGCCUUGUCACAGUUUUCAACUCAUGGGAGGAUCCAUAGAAGUUUUAGAUUCCCGAAUUUUGGGGAUUGAUGAUGGGCGUGGUCACUACUUAAUGGUGAGGUGUCCUACACCUAAUGACUUUGAAAAUUGGAGAGUGUCACUGGAGUCACAGACAACUGAUAAUGUGAAAGCUGUCCACGUUCGUCCAGUUCUUAAUAGUCAACCUCACCCAUCUAAGAAAGUAGUAAUCAUUGAUAUUGGAAGUGCAUCAGUUAGAGCUGGCAUUCUAGGAAAAGAAGCGAGCCUUCCACAGGUGUUCUUCCCAACAGUUGUAGCUAAGAAAACAUCCAGCGGGGAGUGUGUGGUUGGAUUUGAUGCUUAUCGCCCAGACAUAAGGAACCAGUCUACUCUGCACUACCCAAUAAGGCCAUCUGUCAAAGUUGACAAGUUUAACAUCGACAUGAGUCUACUGCCAUAUGUGUUUGAUAAGAUAUUCUCUGACUUGAAAGUAGACAGCAAGUGCUACUGGGUAUUGUUGAGCACUCCACAAAUGUUAGCAGACAAACUGAAAACAGAGAUUAUGGAUGUCUUGACCCGGCGUUGUGGUGUUCAGGGUGUGUGUAUCGCCCCUCAGGCUCUCCUGGCCAUGUAUUCUUACAAGGCCACCUCCGGGAUAAUUGUGGAUGUAGGAGAGAGAAUUGACAUACUUCCUAUCUCUGAUGGGUACAUUGUAGAAGGUGGUGUCACCAGACAUCCAUUUGGAGGAGAAAAGGUGGCAGACUCACUCAAGCAGUCACUAACAAGACUACACUACCAUUUCUUCAGUGAAGUAGAGAGACUUAUAAUCCGACAUGUCAUGGAAAAGACAUGUUAUAUCCCCCAUGUCUUCAGUGAAGAAAUGAAGCAGUUUCAAGAGAACCCAGGAAGCUUUUCUAAAACAGUUUCUCUGAAGAACUUUGGUUUGCCCGAAGGAACAUAUUCGGAGGUAACCCAUGAUGAGGGCUGCUUCAGAAGUGCUGAAGGCUUUUUCGACACAAACAUAUGGGGGACGGACUUUCCGAGUCUUCACAAACUGGUACACAAGGCUAUCAUAGAGUGCCCAAUGGACAACCGUAGGGAAAUGUGUCGUUCCAUCUUCCUCUCUGGUGGAGUUACAUUGUUACCGGGUUUCGCGGAGCGCCUGGAGCGGGAAAUAACCAAACUUGUUCCUCCUGGGCUUACCAUUCAGGUUCAUGCCUCUCCUCAGCGGUACCACUCAGCCUUCAUCGGUGGAUGUACACUUGCUGCCCAGGAUUUAUUCCAGCAGACCUGCAUUUCGAGAGAAGACUGGAUCAAGAACGGAGUAAAAGAAUUGAAGAAAUGGCACAUCCCUUCUUAAUUAUGGGCUGAUCCUGAAUGAGGAAUUCAGUUUCUCUCAGCACUGUGUUUUAUGGACUUUACUGGACAGAUUCAUUAUGUGGUGAGGAAUGUUUCAAAAAAGGCCUUCUGGUGACUUACCUUAAAAAUGAAGUGCCUUCAUAUUGUUUGGUUAUUACCAUACUAGAAAAUCAUCUUGCUUGAUGUCUUAAGAGAGGAUUCUGGUUGCACUGUCCAGCACUUCAACAUCCAUUGCAACAUGGUAUUCGUAAUUAAGUUGAUGUCGGAUUGCAUGUAGCUAACAGGUGACAUGUUGACUGGAUGUAUUUUAUUAUGUCAUGGCCAGAAUGAUUUCUUGUCAAAGGUUUUCUCUUUGCUGUGCUGAAAAGCCUACCAAAUAAAGCAUGUAAAUAAUAGGGCGUUUGAAAGAGUUAGUUGCCGUAUAUAUAAUGCAUAUAAUGGUGCAGAGUGUAAAGUGAAAAGAUGUCUUAAGUAGUUCGAAAAGAUCUUUUUUGUUUAUGACUUGUAUAUGCAUGAUUGUCAAGGAUUUGCUACAAUCUGUAAUGCACUUUGAAUCACUUUUUGACCAAAGGAUUGCCAGUUACUUGCCAUGAUGCCUGUGGUUUUAAACACCCGGAGAAACUGGCUUCCCUGUUUGUCAGCUGAAAUUACAUGUUGUUGCCAAUCAGUUACAAGUCAAUCAAAUCAGUGAUGAUACACUUCAUAAGCAUAUGCAUAUUUAUGUACCUGUUAGUUUUUACUCGUUCAACAUUUUUCUAUGUCUGAGAUAUACAUACAUACUUUUAGUUGGUCCUUUGUUUUGUUUUUAUGUGAAAGCAUGGCAGGUCGUAUGAUUUCUUUUUUAUGUUUGUUUCAAUGUUGCACUGACUCCGGUUGUGUUUGGCGGAUCUUUCCCCAAACCUUGUGAAACGCAAAGAGGAACAUGGAUGCCAGGACAUAUUUUUUAUGACACUAUUUAUCUUAUACAUUCAUAUAUAUACAUACAUAUUUGCAAAUGAAGUCCUUUUGGUUUUAAUGUAACAUUCCGCACCUGCCUUUGCAAAAAAGUACUCCGUUGUUUUCAGCGGUAUAAUUUCUUAUUGCUUGUAUUUAACUGUUCAAUUUGCUGCUAAUUAAAUGAAUAAAACAUC